This is a messenger RNA of Pezoporus occidentalis (night parrot), 3940 nucleotides long. RefSeq names its product transmembrane serine protease 6 (gene TMPRSS6). Gene Ontology annotation, biological process: proteolysis. The record is from RefSeq and is a predicted model, not a curated record. NCBI's taxonomy places the organism in Eukaryota, Metazoa, Chordata, Aves, Psittaciformes, Psittacidae. The transcript is spliced from 18 exons. Gene Ontology annotation, molecular function: protein binding; serine-type endopeptidase activity. Bases 678 to 3050 code for a protein of 790 amino acids.
GGAAAACAAAGGGGCAUGUACAGAGCUGCAGGGCUGUAAGUAGGUGGUGCAUGUAAGGUAGGUGAGAAGGACCUGGGGCUAGAGGAAAGCAGCUGCUGCAGGGAGGAUUGAGUGGCUGUGCAACGGAGUGCAGGGAACCCAGUGUCUGGAGAGUGGCCAUCAAGAAGAGCAAGAAGACAAGACGUAGGCAGGUUGGGACUGAGAGACACCGUGCUUUGCUUUCAUCUGCAUGACCACUGUGGUAACCAGACCCACUGUCUACUGUCAUCUUCCCUCCUUCAAGCAAUCUACACCUGCCAGCCAGCAUCUGCUCCAUCCCUGUGCUGGGGAGCACACACCCUGUGCUUUGUCUCUCCCUCCAAUGGGACCAAGGAGGGUAGCUAAGAAAUACAGCUGUUGCUCAGCAGCUCCUUCUCCCCCAAGGAAGACAACGUAAGCUAUCUGCACCAGCCUCCUGGUUGUUCUCUGCACGGCUGGAGGUGCUUCUACCCUGACUUAUUCCAGGCUCAGCCUGCAGAUCUUAUCCCUGCACAAGCCUCCGAAACCUCCAUUUCAGAGAAGAAAAACCCCAUUGUACGGGGUGCACUGACACAUCGCAGCAGGACAGCACAGGACAAAGGUCGAGCUGAAGGGAUAUGGCACCACAUUAUUGAUCGCUGAGACAACCUUGAGCUUGGAUGCCCCUGAUGGAGGCUGGGGAACAAGAGGAAGAUGCUAACUCCUUCUCAAAGGACAAGUGUGAGACUAACUCACGUGACUGCCUCCGCUACGUGCCCAUUGGGAUAACCUUUCUUCUGCUGGCUGGAGCUGCUGCAGCAACCUGGUAUUUCCUAGACUACAGACCAUGGCACCUGGAACCGGCUAUCCUGCAGUAUUACUGUGGCAGCCUCCAGGUCCUCAAUCGCCAGUACUCCCCAGACCUUGGGCAGGUGGAGUCCAGAGCCUUCUGGUUGGAGUCAGCUAAGCUCCAGAAGAUGCUGAAGGAACUGAUUCGUGCCACAGAGCUGGGUCGAUAUUACAACUCGAGCACAGUGUAUGCCUUUGGGGAGGGGGCUCUGACCUUCUUCUUCUGGUUUGCCCUCCAAAUCCCUGAGAGUCAGCAGCAGGAGAUGACUGCCGAGAGGGUAAACACAGUGCUCCACCAGGAGCUCUCCACCAGCUUCAACAGCUCGGGCAGCCUGUCCUACCAGACAGAGUACACGGUCAACCCUGACUCACUGGUUCUGCUGGAAUCCAGUGUGAAAGACAUAGUAGUGCUGAAAUCCACUCUGGGUUGCUACAGGUACAGCUAUGUCCAAGAGGAUGACGUCCUAAGGCUGGAGGGCCCUGACUACCUGGCCUCCAGUUGUCUUUGGCACCUCCAUAGCCUCAAGGGCUACAUGAUCAAGCUGCACCUGGAGUGGACUCUGACGGACUGCAGGGACCGCCUGGCUAUGUACAACGCAGCCGGGCCCCUGGAGAAACACCUCAUCACCUCGAUCUAUGGCUGCAGCCGGCAGGAGCCCAUUGUGGAAGUCCUUUCAUCUGGCCCUGUCAUGUCCAUCGUGUGGAAGAAAGCCAUGUACAGCUACUAUGACCCUUUCAUCCUCUCAGCGCAGGCAGUGCCCCUCAAAGCCUGUGAAGUGAACAUAACCCUGCGGGAGAGCCUGGAGCUGCAGGGGAAGAUCGGCACCCCACACUACCCCAGUUACUACUCACCCAACACGCAGUGUACCUGGCACAUGACGGUCCCAUCCCUCAACUAUGGGGUCACCUUGUGGUUUGAUGCCUACUCGCUCAGCAGACAGAAGCACGACCUGCCCUGUACCCAAGGCCAGUGGAUAAUUCAGAACAGAAGGUUGUGUGGUCUGCGGACCCUGCAAGCCUACGCUGAGCGGAUCUCAGUCACAUCUUCUGCUGAUAUCACCAUCACCUUCACCUCACAGAUCUCCUUAACUGGCCCCGGCGUACAGGCAGCUUACAGCCUUUACAACCAAUCUGACCCGUGUCCCGGGGAGUUCCUGUGUUCUGUGAAUGGUCUGUGUGUCCCAGCCUGUGACGGGAUCAAGGACUGCCCCAAUGGGCUGGAUGAGAGAAACUGUGUGUGCCCUGCAAAGUUCCAGUGCCGUGAAGACAGCUCUUGCAUCGAGUUCAGCAAGGUCUGCAACCUGCAGGUGGACUGUGCCAACGGGAGUGAUGAGGAGCAGUGCAGUGAAGAGGUCCCCUGCAGUCCCUUCACCUACCGCUGUGAGGAUGGGACCUGUGUGAAGAAACCCAACCCUGUGUGUGACUCCACUGCAGAUUGCAAGGACCUGUCCGAUGAGAAGAGCUGUGACUGUGGGCUCCAAGCCCCUCUCAGCAGGAUCGUGGGGGGUAAGAAUUCCGUGGAAGGGGAAUGGCCAUGGCAGGCCAGCCUGCAAGUUCGGGGGCGCCACAUCUGCGGGGGAACACUUGUUGCUGAUCGCUGGGUGGUUUCAGCCGCGCACUGCUUCCAGGAUGAGAGGCUGGCCUCUGCCUCCAUCUGGACAGUUUACCUGGGGAAAUACUUGCAAAAUGCCACCAGCCACACCGAGGUGUCCUUCAAGGUGAUCCGCCUCUUCCUCCACCCUUACUACGAGGAGGACAGCCAUGAUUACGAUGUGGCCCUGCUCCAGCUGGACCAUCCUGUUAUCAUUUCACCCUUAAUCCAGCCCAUCUGCUUGCCUGCUCCUUCUCACUUCUUUGAGCCUGGCCUUCACUGCUGGAUCACUGGCUGGGGAGCCCUCAAGGAAGGCGGGCACAUCAGUAAUGUUCUGCAGAAGGUGGACGUGCAGCUCAUCCAGCAGGACAUCUGCAGCGAGGCCUAUCACUACAUGAUUUCACCCAGGAUGCUGUGUGCUGGGUACCACAAGGGCAACAAAGAUGCCUGCCAGGGUGAUUCUGGAGGUCCCCUGGCCUGCAAGGAACCCAGUGGCAGGUGGUUUCUGGCUGGUUUGGUCAGCUGGGGAAUGGGAUGCGCACGUCCAAAUCACUAUGGAGUCUACACCAGGAUCACCCAAGUGCUGGCCUGGUUGAACCAAACCAUGAGUUGAGAAAAGUGCAUCUCUGCCUUCUCGCCAUGAGACCUACACCCACAUUGCACUCAUUCCUGAUCUUGCUCACUUGCCUCUCAGAGAAGGAGAGUUUCUAUGUAGGAUGUUGUCAGACCCAGGACGGUGCCAUGGGAGUUGUGGAGAAAACCAGGCAAACCUUCUUCCCUCUUAGUGCUUCCCAGGGAGCAUCCCAAGGUGUUUUUAGGCCAUCCAUCCAAAAGGGGGGGGGGGGGGGGCUGUGCAUGUGACACAACACACAGCAGCAGUCCAAGUUGAUGGAAUAAGGGGAGUUGAACUUUCCAUGAACCAUGUGAUCCAGCUGCAAUCUUAUGCUGGAACAUUUGCUGAAAGAAAAAUGUGACUGAUGUAGUUAGAGAUUCCAGUAACUGUGAAAUCAAUCUGUCUCCCUCUUCCUUCCUGCUGCUCAUCCUUCUUCCCCCUUACCCUCCCAUCACUCCUCCUCUUCCAUCUCCCUAAUUGCUUCUUUUCUUAGCCUGCGCGUGCUGCUCAGUGUGCUGCUCAGCUCAACCAGGCAGCUCUUCACAUCUCGCUGACUCCCAGGCAUGAGUCCAGCAUCACACCCCCAGGCACGUGUCCUGCCUCCCUGCUGGAGCAGCACCCAGCCUCUGCUGCUGCGCUUUCCCCAGGGAAAUGCCCAUCAGAGCAGCCUCCCAUCCCCUUCCCUCUGUCCUUCUAAAUACAUUUAAUGUGAGGGCGCCUCAACUGCUUCCAUCUCCUAACUCAAGAGAAUCCAGGAAGUGAAGGAGAAGGCUUCAGUGCUGAAACAGUAACUGCUAUGGGUUUGAUUUUUUUUACCAAAGAUAUAUAUAUGUGUGUGUAUAUUUACAAUGGGCCACUCUCUGAAAUUAGAAAUAAAAAUAAUUCGAGGG